This is a messenger RNA of Trichomonas vaginalis G3, 328 nucleotides long. Its product is annotated as UBA-like family. The annotation marks the transcript as partial. The record is from RefSeq and is a predicted model, not a curated record. Gene Ontology annotation, molecular function: protein binding. NCBI's taxonomy places the organism in Eukaryota, Parabasalia, Trichomonadida, Trichomonadidae. The transcript has a single exon.
AUGUAUCAAUUAAAAAUUAGUAAAUCACAAGAAUAUAAUUCAUUAACAUCAAUGGGAUUCGACAAAAAUGUUGCAAAAAUAGCACUUAUUAUAACGAAAAGUAAUUUACAAGCAGCAUUAAAAAUUUUAAACUUUAAUUUUGAUCAAAAAUCGGAGGAUGAGUCAGAAGAGGAGGAAUCCAAAGAAAAUGGAACAGAAUGUAAGAAAAUGGAAUCGGAAAGUAAAGAUGCUACUAUAGAUGUUGCUGAUAAUGAUAAUGGUGAUACAAAAUCAAUGGAAGAUAAAUGGCCAUUAGGAUAUUCUGAUGAAUCACCAUCAUCAUUGGCAG